AGAGUCACACACCUACACUGAUCGAGGCCCCUCCUGCUCGCCGUGCCGUGCCGUGCGCUCACCAUGGAGACCUCACCGUCUCGCAGCGACAGCUUCUCCCGCGUCGGAUGGCGGCUCAGGUGCAAGGCGCGGGAGGUGCCGUCCUUCGAGCGCCUGGGCGUCGACGCCGGGCUCGGAGAAUCUUUCAACAGCUCCACCGCGUCCUUCAUCGACAUGGACCCAGCGGAGCUAUUCUCGAUGCGGUGGACGGCGGAGGACGCCGGCUUCGACUUCGGCCUGCCGUGCGCCGGGGAGUGCUCCCCGCUGCUGGUCAGCGCCGGGGAACUCCUCCCCUGCGAGCCGAGCGGCAUUGCCCGUGACGGCUGCAGCGCAUACGCCGACGCGUCGGCGGGCUCGUCGCCGGUGUUCCAUUCUGCGCAGAGCACGCCGGCCUCCGUGAUCAGCUCCUCGCGGCGCACAGGCGCCAAGCCGAGAGCGCCGCUGCUGGCGACGAGGAGACUGCUGCUGAGGUACCUGCGCUUCCUCGUGCCGCUGUGCCGGAAGGCGAGGGCGCUGCGGGUGCUCGCGCCGCGGUCCAGGGCACCGGCCGCGACCUCGGCGCGGCGGUCCACGUCCGGCGCGGCGGAGUACUGGUGCCACGGCAACGCCGACACCGCCGUGCGCGACGCCAUCCUCCACUGCAAGAAAUCCUUGACUGCUCGUGCUGAAUGCUGAACCGAAUCGCGGAAAAAAAAAUAUGGUUCUUUAUAUUAUCUAGUUCCUUUUUUCCACUUAAUUUUGGUUUCGAGUAUACGUACAUGAAGUACAGUUAUACGUUGAUGAAUUGUGCCCACGGUAGUUUUACCCUUUGAGGCGAUCUAGCUACUGUGCAAUAGAAGGGAUGUUUUCAGGAUGUUCCAGUAAUUUCAAUUUCGUUUUACAAAUUAUUUUUUCA
Molecule: messenger RNA, 934 nt
Organism: Phragmites australis (common reed)
Lineage: Eukaryota; Viridiplantae; Streptophyta; Magnoliopsida; Poales; Poaceae
Product: probable membrane-associated kinase regulator 6
Exons: 1
Coding region: 64-714 (216 amino acids)
Source: RefSeq, a predicted model, not a curated record